Molecule: messenger RNA, 3339 nt
Organism: Mya arenaria
Lineage: Eukaryota; Metazoa; Mollusca; Bivalvia; Myida; Myidae
Product: microtubule-associated protein 10-like
Exons: 4
Coding region: 192-3140 (982 amino acids)
Biological process (GO): positive regulation of cytokinesis; cytoplasmic microtubule organization; mitotic spindle midzone assembly
Cellular component (GO): centrosome; mitotic spindle midzone; cytoplasmic microtubule
Molecular function (GO): microtubule binding
Source: RefSeq, a predicted model, not a curated record
ACCGAAGAAAACCAAGUAUUCCGAAUUGCUUGGAUGUGUUUAGACAUGGCGGACAGGAGUUUAACUAUUAAAAACAUUGAACACAUUGUCUGAUUUCAUCUUCAUGCACAGUCAUUUCAUAGGAUGCUCGAACCCUGAUCAAACAACUACAUAGUCUCUAACUGAAAAGUCAGUUGCAGUGACGUGAAAGAAUGGGAACAGGGCAGGAAUCGUUGUUUUCCCUUGAACUUGUUGUUGAGAAACUGUACCUUCCGUAUGUCACAUGCAGAUAUCCUGCUGUAGCAUUUAGAUUGUUGGAUUUCCCAACGAUUCUUAUCAGUCAUGUUGAGAAAGAUUUGGCAGAUGGCAUCAAACAGAAGAUCAGCAUUGAUCCAUAUUACAGAGUGCCGAAUCAGUUUGCCGAGCUGCAAGACAAAAACGGAAACUUUAUAGUGAAGAAAGGGAAAUCUUGCCUAUUUAAGAUUUCUGUUGACACACUUGCAAUGCAUUUGACAAACACACCGUUGUACAUAAUGGUUAUAGAUGAAUACCCGGAGGUUCCGAAACUGCUCGGAAAUAGCUCUCUUGCUUUGAGUGAAUUGGAUUCGAUUAAACAUGAUAUUAAAACAAAUGGACAUACUGUACCAUCAGUCCAUGGAGAUAAGGGGCUUUUCAAAAUCUAUAGUUUAAUGGGCAAGGAGAUAGGAUACAUGAUAAUGGGCUUUCGGCUGUUAAGUCUAGGUCCGGGGCUUAUCAGUCAUUUGCCAAAUAGUGCAUUUGUUAAAAGAGCAUCAGAAGUACCAAAACAAAAAUCAAGACAACAACAUUCAAAACAGCAACAGUCUGUGGUUGAAGAAGUCAUUGAAAUUAAACAACAGCAAGCCACGCAAGCAGCUCCGCCAGUAAGAAAACCAUUUGAUUUAAACAGUACAAGGGAUGUCGCUGCAAUGACAGAAAUGGACAAAUGUGAUGCUUUAAUGCAAACUGACAAUUUUGAACAAGAUAAUAUUGAUGUUGCUGAAAAGGCUGAGAAGAUACUGAAAUCAAUUGAAACCCAAACUGAAAGGAGAAGAAAGGCUCCACAAAAAGCACCCGAUUUCAUGAUAGCCAAAGAUGAAAGUGAGAGUGAUGAUGAAAUAAUUCUGAAUCCUAACAUGGUUCGUCCUCCUCCAUUGUUUUACAACAGCGAAGCACAACCAACUGUUAACAUAGAAAGAGACAUAAAUGCCUAUCUUGGAUACUCAAGCGCAUUUGAUGAUGCAACAUUGGAAGACCUCUCAGAGGAUGAACAUUUAGAUAAACAAAAUCUUAACAGACUUGAUGACAGGAAGGUAAAAGAAAGUCCUUUGUCUCAAAUUCAUAAAGAAGAGGUGCGUGUACAAGAUGCAAAAACAAUUGUCAUCAGUAACAUCAAAGGAGCAAAUAAAACUGAACAGAGCAAUCAGCAAGUACCUGCAUUUAACCUUGGUGCAUUUAGUGCAAGUGAACCUGCGUUUCCCUUACUGACAGCUUUACUAACUGAGCUGUCAAAGAUACAGAAUCCCCAGUUUGUAAACCAGGCUAUGCAACAGGUAUCACAGGCGCAAACAUCUGUGGCAGCACCAGCUAAAGCAGGUAGCAUUCAAAAAAGUAAAUCUGAAGAAAUUGUCAGAGAUGCCACUGAACUAGAAGAAAGUGCUGCUCCAUUAAGUCAGAAAAAACGAAGCCGUAAAUCAAACAGAUCUGUACAACAAACAGAAGGUGUUCCAAAAGGCAAAGGCUGGUUAAGGAAAGCGCCAGAGGCUGGUGUGAAGAAAACUAAAUUAGUUUUUGGUCUUACUAACACUCAAAGGUUAAGGCUUGCUAAACAAAAUCCUAACUGGUUAGAAUCUGCUGAAAAGGAUGAAAAAGCUAUAAAACUUCAAAGACAAAAAGAGAGACAAAAACAGAAAGAGCCAGAGCCAGAAUUGGAAACUGGAAAUCUGUCAGAUACCUACACUGAAGUGCGUAGACUAGCAGCAAAAGAAUUGGAGAAAGAAACGCUUGGAAAGAGCCAGCUAAUGGCGGAAGUUUCCCGCACUAAAAAGUUAAAAAAGAGAAGCUCCAGAGAAAGUUCCCCUGCUAAGACACGGAGCAAGUCUCCAAAACUGAAAAAGAAUAAACAACUGAAGGAGACUGUGCAGGUCAGAGAGGACUCUGAUGUUGACAGCCAUGAGAGGAAUACAGCCCAUGGUGCAAGCAAGACCGAACCUUCUGAUGCUGGCAAGGAACGACUUGACUCUGCUGCAGAUAGUGUACCUAGCUCCAGAAUAGAGGUUCACAUCCCCAGUGCUAGAGUGUAUGAGAGCGAUGAUCAUGACAACACAUUCUCUGACAGCUUUGAAGAGGAGUCCAUUACAGACAAGAGGGACACAGGUUCCUCCAGAUUCCCCGGAUUCAAUAAGGGAGAUGACACCUUACCUGACUCCAUCAAGCCCGAUGGUGCCACUUCCCAGAACACCACGAUAGAUACGGAUUCCCCAUUAGAGUCCACCAGAAUGUCCAAACAGUUUAAGCAGGCCGCCACAACUGGAGAGUCCUUGUUCAAGUCUAUGGAGUACAACACCAACACCAACCAGUUUCAAUCUACUGACGAGCCAGAGCUUCAGCAAUUGAUGAGCGAGGGAGAGAAAUCUGGAACCCUUCCCACUCCUAGCACCGACCGGUCCUUUGCAGCCAAGAGCCCUGUAACUGGAGGUUACACGCCAAGUUUGACACAAGGUACUACCCAGACAAGGCUUUCAAUGAAGUUUGAGGUUCUUAAUCCCCAGGCUUCACAGCAGUCGCCCCUGCCUUCGAUGCGCCGCUCACAACAGUUUAAAGUAGACAGCAUUAAUGCUCGGCCCACGCCAACUGGUACACCAAGAUCUCGAUCUUCCCAAGGCAGCCCUAAGAAUCCCUCUCCAAGGCCAAGGAAAAAUCUUCGAGAGAGGAAGAUCGAGUUUAAGAAAGAGUCUAUUCACACGGAGUCUGUGAGCUCCUAUAUGCCUUCAGAAUCAGAGAAUAUCCUCUCACUGAUAAGUGAUGGAAGUUAUUCAGAUGAUUUUCACAUGAGCAGUGAAAAAGAUGAAAGCAGCAAAGUAUCUCUUCCAGAAUUUCAAAGAUUUAUACCCAAUUCCAAACUCGGAUUCACAAUUAAUUAGGAUUAAGAAUAUCUAAAAUAUAGUAUAUAUCUAAGGAUUGGCAUAUUAUUUCAUGCUUGAGAUUUUUCAAUUUUAUAGGAUCAAUGCAAUUAAUUGGUAGUUUUUUAUCCACAUUUGCUACAUGUAAUAUUUCAUUGGUACAUUCAAUUUUGUUGUUGUUACCAUUUAGGUUGGGUUAAAAUUCUUUCAUAUGAUAGGU